GCAAAUUGCUUUGGUACUGGACUUCUUUUUUUAUCUAGUUUUUUUUCCUUGAAGUAGCCUUUGAAAUGUGCUUUAAAGGUCACUCUUAAAAGGUACCUAGUUAUUCAAGUGAAAUACACUGAGGUAACUUUUUUGGUCCCUUUAAAUGUAAAUCUUUUUGUAUUUCUCUUGUUUCCAUUUUCUCCUUGCAGUUAGGCAGUGAUGGAUUAGAAUUAGGCUGCAGCACAGAUUGGGAAAAUCUCCCAGCAUCCUCUUCCUGCAGAGACAUCAGCAACCAGCAUUGACUGUAGCUGCUGCCACUCUAAUUGACAUUUCUUUUAAAUUCUGAUAUGGAGAGCUCCUGUGAUGCCAGCUGCUGUUUUGUGAACUUUAUCUUUUUUUUCUUUUGCUUGAUAACUAAUUAAUGAGAACCCCAUGGGUACUGAGAAAUAAAACAGAGAAAACUGAAUAUUCUCUGUGCUUUUGGCUAGCUUUUCUGUGUCUGAUAGAAAAUAGAACAAGUAAGAAACACUUGUCCUUGCCUUGGAGGACUACGUUUCUUCACCUGAAGUUAUCUGCUGAUUUAAUCCUGGCAUCUAAGAUGGAUCUUAAGUGUGCGCUUGAAGAAUGUUCAAUGGCACUGAAUUUAUUUCUAAAUAAUAAAUUUUCUGAAGCCCUGGAAUUACUUCGGCCAUGGUCUAAAGACAGCAUGUACCAUGCCCUUGGCUAUAGCACUAUUUUAGUAAUGCAGGCUGCUAUGACCUUCGAGCACCAGGAUAUCCAAAUGGGAAUUUCUACAAUGAAGGAAGCUUUACAUACCUGCCAAAGAUUCAGGAAAAGAAGCACAGUGGUAGAGUCUUUGUCCAGUCUGGUUUCUAAACAGUCAAUGGAUCAGCUGAGUGAAGAGGAAAUGCAUGCAGAAAUCUGUUAUGCUGAAUGUUUGCUACAGAAAGCAGCGCUCACAUUUGUACAGGAUGAAAAUAUGAUCAACUUUAUCAAAGGUGGCCUCAAAAUUAGGACAAGUUACCAAAUAUACAAAGAAUGUCAUCAGGUGCUACAGAUGACUCAGGGCAAUAAAAAUAAAAAUGAAACCCACCAUCAAUUUGAAGGAGGAGUAAAACUUGGAAUAGGAGCAUUCAAUUUGAUGCUGUCGCUUUUACCAGGAAGGAUUCUCCGACUCCUAGAAUUUAUUGGGUUUUCUGGAAAUAGGAACUUGGGCCUCCAUCAGCUGCGGGAAGGUGCUUCUGGUACCAGUUUGAGAGCCAUACUGUGUACUUUUACCCUGUUGGUAUAUCAUACUUAUGUCUCUUUAAUCCUUGGUAUAGGAGAAGCCAACCUUCAGGAAGCAGAGACUCUUCUUGAACCUUACCUCCAGAAGUUUCCAAAUGGUUCCAUCAUUUUGUUUUAUGAUGCCAGAAUAGAUAUACUAAAAGGAAAUUUUGAAAAGGCACAGUCAAAAUUCCAAGAAUGUAUUGCUGCUCAGCAAGAGUGGAAACAAAUUCAUCACCUCUGUUAUUGGGAACUCAUGUGGUGCUACUCAUUCCAGCAGAACUGGCUUCAAGCAUAUCGGUAUGCAGACCUGCUCUGCAAAGAGAGCAGGUGGUCUAAGGCAAUAUAUGUAUUCCAGAAAGCUGCAAUUCUGUGUAUGCUUCCAGAUGAGGAUGUGAAAACAACUGGAGAAGAUAUUGUAUCUUUGUUCAGACAAGUGGAUGGUCUAAGACAAAGAAUUGCAGGAAAAUCUAUCCCAACCGAAAAGUUAGCAGUGAGGAAAGCUCGACGCUAUACAGCUGCUCAGCCGGUGAAACUCAUACUACCUGCUCUGGAAAUGAUGUAUGUUUGGAAUGGAUUUGCAAUUGUAGGCAAAAGAGCUGACCUCACAGAAGGUUUAUUGGUAACAAUUGAGAAAGAAGAAACUGCUUUACAGAACCAAACUAGUAAGAACCAGGGAGAGACGGCAAAACACUCUGAAAGCAGGAAAUGGGAAUGGAAUAUCCUGGGUACUAAAGAAAAAGAAAAAGAAAAACGUCGCACUGAAUAUUUUGUAGAUGACCUGUGUUUGCUGCAGUUACUAAAAGGCCUUUGUUUGAAACACCUAGGAAGACUCUUGCAAGCUGAACUGUGUUUCAAUCAAGUUAUCCAAAGUGAGAAGCAGAUAAAAUAUGAUAACUAUUUGGUGCCAUUCAGUCUGUAUGAAUUGGGACUUCUAUACAAACAGCAGGACCAGAGAGAGAAAGCAAUAAGAUAUAUAGAAACUGCAAAAAACAACUAUAAAGAAUACUCCAUGGAAUCUAGGUUACACUUCAGGAUUCAUGCAGCACUUGACAGCCUGAAAGUGACUCCAGCUUCAACGCCUUGACUUAACUGAAGGGUGAUCUUUUUUCCAUGAAUUCAAGUGUCUCCAUAAUCUUGGUUGAAUGUUUUUAAAAAAUCAUGUAUAUUAAUGAAAAAGAAAAUAAUUAUUAUAUUUUCUAUCAUCUGUGAUGUAAUGUUUGUCAUCUUUUUAGGCUGUUUUUUCUUACGUUGCAUAUACUGUUUCUCUGUGUGACACUUUAAAGAAAGACCUUAUAUUUUGUUUGAUAAAAUAAUUAAUUUAAUGUUUAACUUGAAUGGGGUAUAUUUUAAAAGCCAGUUGCUGGUGCAAUAAAUUCUCAUUCAAACACUGUAUUUUUUAAUGUGAAAACUAAUAUUGUUUCUGCAGUGAAGCUGUUUGAUGAUUCUAAGUCAUAGUUUCAGCAUUCCAUGGGAAACUGAUUUUCUGCAAUGCACUUGUUAGGAUCUUUGUGACCCUGGAACACACUUGUUGGCUGCUGGUAGCCUCAGUCACAUAUUGGGCAAACAUCUGAAAUGAAAAUUUGUGUAUCAAAGAAAUAAUAAUUUUCAGCCAAAUAAUUAUGACGGACUUACAUUCCCCUCAAGAAUGCUAAUUUUUGUCUUCAGUGAAAUAUUUUUACAAUCUCCUUCAAGACAAAGUUAGGUACAGCCAUAGUUAUAGUUGCCUUCCAAUGCUAUGUUUCAUUCCAAAUAAGUGAUUGCAGUGAGUCCUUCCCACACUUACUGGGUUUCAGUCAAUUACACAUGAAUAUACAAAUAAAUCACUGUGUGUGACUUAAUGUCAGGGAGAGGAAAGGAAAUGACAGUUUAAAAAAUUCUUAAUUAAUACCUCUUCAGUUAGUGGUUUUUAAUGGCAUUUAAAGGUUAAUUAAAAAUAUUUAAUAUACAUUUUGUGGUUGGUCUUACUAGAAGAUUUUUUAAGAUGUCGUUUUCUCUUCUUAGACCUUCUUAGGUGUUGGCAAACUUUUAGUUAAACAUAAAUGUACGAUUCUAGACAAAGGAAUUUUCAGAGCUGUAGCAACGGUAAAGAAUCCGCUAUCUGAGGAAAUAGCACGGUUCUAAGAGCUUUGCCUUAGAUGUGAGGCCUGAGCCAAAGCCUUUUGAAAUCAAUGAAUUGAAAGACUUCAAUUAACUCCAGUGGGAUUUGAUUUAGACAUUGAGGCUGUCUACAUUGCCCCCAUUUUGUGCAAAAAAAAUACAAAUGAGGUGAAGGAUGGAAUAUCAUUGUGCCUCAUUUGCAUUAUUAACAAGGCUCUGUUUUUGCACAAGAGGCU
This is a messenger RNA of Pelodiscus sinensis (Chinese soft-shelled turtle), 3584 nucleotides long. The record is from RefSeq and is a predicted model, not a curated record. Lineage: Eukaryota; Metazoa; Chordata; Testudines; Trionychidae.